AUGCCCAAUAGUGACUCGCCCAGCGAUACUGAGGCCAACAGGCCUCUCGGCAACGACGAAAGUGACGAUGAGAGUGACUUCUCCGCAGAGGCACCCCCACCGCCCUUCGACUACAACCAGUGCAUCGCUGCUAUGGAAGGAAAAGCGAUUCCAGACAAUCUCCAUUCUCUAACCGCACGAUAUUCUCUCAUUCGAGGCAUCCGCUGCCACUAUGACUUGGCGACAAGCCCAGGAAUCUUGGAACUGGCUUCCAGCGGCGAAGAAUUCGCGCCUGAGAUUGGCCGGGCGCACAACGCUCGGCUGAUCAUGAGUAAUGUAAUCCCAGAUGGACUACAUGAUGCGAACACUCGGCCGUACUGCAUUUGGAAUCCAGACUUUGCAGACGAGGAUACUUACCGGAAGCUGGCGUGUCGCUUUCCUGACAUGCGUUACCAAGUUGGCCGGGCCUGUGCUGCUGCUAGCUAUGUUACUCUCUACAAGGAACUCGGUUUGCUACCUGAUGUUUCCAGAGCUAAGGAGGCACGAGAGAGCAACACUGACGGAGGUCGCGAGAUCUUUGCGAUUAUUAUGGGUUCGCCCGCAAAAUAUGCUGUCAUGGAUGACUUUGAUCGCUCCAUUAAUACCGACAAUCCACGGGCACCGGCAUUUCUGAAUGGCGACACGGCUGUUCGGUGGACUCUUCAGGGCCGAUACAGGCCGCCAGGAAAUGGAAAAGAGGUCUUUCCCUACGAGGGAAACGUCGAUCGAUACGCUCGGCUGAUGCGCCAGUCAAUGACCUGGACGGGGUUGCUGUGUGUUGUCCGGGGCAUUUACCAUCACACCAUGUUUGCUCGAUGGUGGGCCGAUCAGCUGGAGACAAAUCCUAGGCGUCUCAUCCUGUCAGGCAAACCCUCUAGCGAUCAAGACCUGAUCUGGCGAAUUUCAACAGCCAUUAACGCCCGUCGUAUCAUGAUCAAUGAUAUCACAGGCUUCAACAAUGACACGAACUAUCUGCCAUAUCUCAUCUGGUGGCCCCUCAAGCCUGACAGGAAUUCUCUUUCUAAACUAGCUGAAGAUUGUCCGAAAAUGAAAGAGCAGAUUGCUAUUGCCUGUAUAUUUUGUGACUACGAAUGGCAAUACCGCAAGCUUGAUGCCAACAGUAAUAUGCGAUUGGCCGCGCAGAACUGUUCAAAUCCUUUCUAUCUAGCAGAUGUGGAGAGACGUGCAGCUGAACAAGGAAUUGAUAUCACCCUAGGGCACCGUGACUGGGACGGUGAAACAGACGCUGUGGCCACAGACCUGGAGCCCACUACAGAAUCACUAUAUGCACCUCUGCAUGCAGGUCUUAUGGAUGACAACGGGAACCUGUGUGGGACCUACUUUGCUCAAAUGCCAGAGUCAGGCUUGGUAGAGAGGUUUAAGAAAAUGAGGAUUGACAUCUUGAGAGUUGCACUUCGUUAUGUAUAG
Messenger RNA from Aspergillus wentii DTO 134E9, 1446 nucleotides. RefSeq lists its product as uncharacterized. The record is from RefSeq and is a predicted model, not a curated record. The transcript is spliced from 3 exons. NCBI's taxonomy places the organism in Eukaryota, Fungi, Ascomycota, Eurotiomycetes, Eurotiales, Aspergillaceae. Bases 1 to 1446 code for a protein of 481 amino acids.